AUGGAAGAGAUAGAGGAAAACCUUCAAGUGUGGGCGCCAGUGGAUGACCAGUUGAAGAGUAUUUUGAUCGCUAAGAUACACGCCACGAUAGAAUGUUCAGUGUGUCAAGAAAUUAUGCAUGUGCCGUUCAUGAUGCAAUGUGGCCACUCUAGCUGUUAUAAAUGUCUCUAUACGUGGUUCGGCGUAAAGAUGAACUGUCCUACUUGUCGAGAAAUCAAUGAGAACAAGCCCAUUCUAAACGUACCUUUGCGGCAAAUCAGUAGAAAUAUAUCAGAUUUAAUAAUUGAGAUGUCAAAGGAUAAGGAUGAAGCAGAUAGAAUAAAAAGUCAGAGAAAGGAAGCUACUGAGGAAUAUCAGGAGGAUUUUGAGCAAAAUUCACUUUUUGGUGAUGCAUUCAAAUCAGCAUUGACGUUAAUAGAUAGAUCAGAUGGCGUACCUAGAUGCGGGAAUUGCCACUGGGAGGCACAUGGUACAGUCUGCUUACAUUGUGGUACCAGGUUUCGUAUACCAAGAGAAGAUUCAUAUUACGAUUCAGACGAUGGAGAUGCCUACGAUGAGGAUGACGAAGAAACAACACGUUAUGGUGGUAAUGGUAGGGAAGAAUACGAUAGUGAGGAUAGUUUCAUUGAUAAUGGUAUACCAUCUAUUGAUUUGAGGGGUGGAGAUUCUUCAGACGACGAUGUACGUGAAAUACAUGGUGACGAAUGGACAGGGUUUGAUAAUCAGAGCAUAGGAAGUUCAAUGAACGACGAUUACGAAGCAGACUUACACAGAGCAUUGGAAGAUUUCCAUAAUGAUGCAUUAGAUGAUGAUAGCGAUGACACAGAUGACAUUAUCCAUAGAAGGCCGAGGGUAAUUGACAUUAGUGAUGACGAUGAAUAA
Messenger RNA from Debaryomyces hansenii CBS767, 882 nucleotides. Its product is annotated as ubiquitin-protein ligase. Gene Ontology annotation, biological process: DNA damage tolerance; protein monoubiquitination. The transcript has 2 exons. The record is from RefSeq and is a predicted model, not a curated record. NCBI's taxonomy places the organism in Eukaryota, Fungi, Ascomycota, Pichiomycetes, Serinales, Debaryomycetaceae. Bases 1 to 882 code for a protein of 293 amino acids. Gene Ontology annotation, molecular function: ubiquitin protein ligase activity; single-stranded DNA binding.